UCCCCAUUUCUUCUUCAGCUCCCAGUUUUGCCAAAUUGUGGUUUCUGCGAUUUAACACCGGUCAAUUUCUACUUCAAUUGGCGGAGGGAAUUCAAUUCAAGAGGAAAACGAUGGCAGAUAGGGAUACGUACAAGACUAAGCUAUGUGUAUAUUACCAGAGGGGCCGCUGCUUUUUCAACUCCUGUAAAUUCGCCCAUGGCUCCGCCGAGCUCCGCCGCCCGUCAAUUGUUGGAAUUGAAAAUCUUCGUCCAUCUUGAAUCUGCUGUUGUGUAUGAGGGAUCAGAAAGAUGCCUUUGGAAUAUUUGCAGUUUGUGGAGAAUGUGAUAUUAUCUUUGAUGUGACCUCUAUAUGAAUGAAUGAAUGUCGAGGGCGAAUGCGUAUUUUGCAAUGUAUGUAUAUUCUCGGGAGGGAUCUGUAGCUUUCUUUGAAGAAUGCAGUUAUUAAUUCCACACAGGCAUGUGAAGAAUCCGCGCCGUUGAUAUAUAUUGUUAUCACAGCGUGACAGAGGAUUUCUAUACUUGACGGAACUAAAACUUAUCGUUGUUAUGUUACUCGUUUUGUUCUGGGGAAUGGAGAUCGAGGUAGUGUUGAAUUGGAAGAAAGGAUCGACAGGAACCGUUCUCCAUUGCGUAACUCACCAGAUAGACGAGAUGGCAAAGCAAUACAAACGUCUCAUGGAGACAGCUCUCCUGAGAAAAGGUGUCGGUUCAGUAAACUUUUCUAUGCUUUUAUCCUAUAUUUACGUGGCUGGGACAAUGGUCUAGUAUUUGCCUCCUUUUACUUCUUUUUAUCGCAGUGACAGAAAUGUGCGGAAGAGAACACGUUGGGAUGUCCGUGGUGAUCAAACCAAAGAUAAAGACAAAAUGCAAAUUGAUGAUCAGCUGAGAGAAGCAUACGCUGAAAUUAGCCGGCUGGAGGAUGACAAACAACGGCUGCAGAUGUACCUAGAGGACAAGGAUAAGGAAACCGAUUCAUUAACUUCUGAAAUUCAUGAACUUGAGAUGCAACUUUCUGAAGCGAAAGAAGAGGGGAAAAGGUUUACGACAAAAGUAAAGAAGUUCAUUGAAGCACAUAACCGUCACUUGCGAUUGCAGGACGAACUAAAGAGAUCAGAGGCUCGGCUUCAGAAGUUGGUUGAGCACCCUGAUUUAGAUGUCGGGGAAGGCAGUGAAGAUGAUGCCUCGAGUGAUGAUGAACUCUUCCUCACGUAGGCUGAGGUCACGUGUGGAAGUUCGGGACACAUCACCUCAAGCAAGAUUAUCUGCUCCUGAUGCUGAUGGUCCUUGUUGUCAUUUGCAGUACAAAGGCAACGAUGAGAAUGUGGACGUUGAUGUUGAAGUCGAUAUCGUUUGAUGUAUCUCCAUUCUAUGCAUUAUACCAAAUUUGGUAAGAUCUGGGGCCGUCACGUUUUCAAGAUCUUGUACAGUAAUUAGGUUUGAUUGCUUUUUCAUUUUACCCUUUUAUUAUUUCAUGAUCUUUGGAAACAUAAUGUCUAGCUGGUAUACACUGUAAUAUUCAUUUUUGCUCUCUGCUUAUAUGGAAACUACAUUAGAUUUA
Molecule: messenger RNA, 1557 nt
Organism: Salvia hispanica
Lineage: Eukaryota; Viridiplantae; Streptophyta; Magnoliopsida; Lamiales; Lamiaceae
Source: RefSeq, a predicted model, not a curated record